This is a messenger RNA of Chaetomium fimeti, 1680 nucleotides long. RefSeq lists its product as uncharacterized. Gene Ontology annotation, molecular function: RNA binding. The record is from RefSeq and is a predicted model, not a curated record. The transcript has 2 exons. Gene Ontology annotation, cellular component: U2 snRNP; U2-type spliceosomal complex. NCBI's taxonomy places the organism in Eukaryota, Fungi, Ascomycota, Sordariomycetes, Sordariales, Chaetomiaceae. The coding region runs from base 162 to 1412 and encodes 416 amino acids. Gene Ontology annotation, biological process: mRNA splicing, via spliceosome.
GUGAUUCUCUACAUAACCCUAACCCCCAUCAUACAUUUCGCUCCGAGCGAGACUGCGUCAUCCCCGUCAGCUACCCUAGUUAGGGAGCUUCACCUUGCAUCCUCCACAAUCCUUCUCGAGAAUUGUGUUUCUCACCCAACACCCAACAACAACACCGAAAUAUGGCAGCAGAAGCCGAAUACUGGUCAUUCCCGACCAAUGUGGAGGAGUUCGAUCAAGACGAGCGCAUCUCAUAUUCCAAGCUCGACAACAAGUACAUCGCUGUGCAGGAAGAUGGCACCGAGUUCGAAUUCGACGAAGGGCUCAAGCGUUGGAUCCCCAUGAUCGACGAGGCCUUGAUUGAGGAACAGCAGAAGGGGUACAUGAUGCCGAAUGCCGACGCAGAGGAUGACCGGCGGGGAUCCGCGCUGGGGAGAAAGAGGAAGAUGGACUCGAACGAUCGCGAGGACAACAACCACAAUAGCAAGAUGGAUCGUUCGUCCAAACCCGGAAAGCGGCAUGGGAACCGCGGGCCGCCCCAGCCCAAGCAGAAUACGGCCGUCUACGUGACCGGCCUCCCGCCCGACGCCACGGCCGAAGAGGUGGCCGAGCUCUUCUCGCGCAAGUGCGGCGUCAUCGCCGAGGAGAUCGACAGCGGCCGGCCGCGCAUCAAGAUGUACACGGACGCCGACGGCAACUUCAAGGGCGACGCCCUGAUCGUCUUCUUCAAGCCGCAGUCCGUCGAGAUGGCCAUCAUGCUGCUCGACGACACCGACUUCCGCUUCGGGUCGUCCUCCACCCCCAAAAUGCGCGUCCAGGCCGCCGACUCGAGCUACAAGAAGACCAAAUACGACGGCGGCGACGCCAAACCAGGCGAAGCCAGUAACAACAACAACAACAACAACAGUAAUAACAACAUCACCGGCCGCUCCUCAGACACUGCCAGCGCCAACCAGCGCAGCAACCAGGACAAAGCCAAGAUCAUCAAAAAGACCCAAAAGCUGUCCGCCAAACUCGCCGACUGGAGCGACGACGAGACCGCCGACGGCGAGCCCACCUCCACCAGCACCACCACCGGUACCACCACCAGCAGCAAACACGACCGGCUCGUGAUCCUGCGGCACAUGUUCACGCUGGCCGAGCUGCGCGAGGACCCGACGGCGAUGCUGGACAUCAAGGAGGACAUACGGGAGGAGUGCGCCAAGCUGGGGCCCGUGACCAACGUGGUGCUGUACGACGAGGAGGAGGAGGGCAUCGUGAGCGUGCGCUUCCGCACGCGCGAGGCCGCCGAGGCCUGCCUGCGCCUCAUGCACGGCCGCGCCUUCGCCGGCCGCAUCGUCGAGGCCUUCUUCGCGACGGGACGCGAGAAGUUCCGCCGCUCCAAGGGCGAGGUGGGCGGUGGGCGGGAUCGGGGGAGUGGUGACGAGGAUUGAUUGAUUGGUUGGUUGACUGGUUUAUCUAUUUAUUGGUUAAUUUUCGGUAACUACCUGUAGACCCCCAAGGGCUGGGUCUCUCGUCUUGGUGUUUAACGGCCUGUGUUCUUUUUCAUCGCCCUUCGGUUGUGGUCGAGUUGGUAGCUUAUGCCUAGAACAACUCGGCUGGUUUCGUCUGGGUUUGUAUGAAUAAUUAUCGGUUCAAACCAUCACUUUACUUCUGCACCCUGCAAUAAAGUCGGGCCAUGAGAUCACCUGUUUCCCGAGG